Molecule: messenger RNA, 330 nt
Organism: Kwoniella botswanensis
Lineage: Eukaryota; Fungi; Basidiomycota; Tremellomycetes; Tremellales; Cryptococcaceae
Exons: 4
Coding region: 1-330 (109 amino acids)
Source: RefSeq, a predicted model, not a curated record
AUGUUCAAACCAACUAUUCUUAAUCGAUCAAUUAGAUUAUCCCUUUCAAGUCGAAACCAAGUACGAACAUACGCUGAUAAGAAGAUGACAGAUAAAGCUGCUGAAACAUUCAAGGAGGCCGGACAAGCCUUCAAGUCCGAUGGUUCGAUCGGAUCCAACUUCAAUGCUGAUGGGGCGAUCGGAAGUAAAGCCCAACAAGUCGGUGGACCAUUCUCUGCUGACGGAGCUAUCGGUAAACAAUUCACCGACGAAGGUGCUAUCGGAGGUACAGGUCAAAAAGUAGCUGAACAAGUUGAAGAAGCAGGUAAAGAAGGUGAAAAGAAGGUAUAA